Macadamia integrifolia is the source of this 2336-nucleotide messenger RNA. RefSeq lists its product as uncharacterized. The coding region runs from base 956 to 1585 and encodes 209 amino acids. The transcript is spliced from 2 exons. Lineage: Eukaryota; Viridiplantae; Streptophyta; Magnoliopsida; Proteales; Proteaceae. The record is from RefSeq and is a predicted model, not a curated record.
UCUUCUGUUCUUCUGGAGGUGACUGUCCACCAAAUAGUGCUCUCCUUCGUGUACUGUUAGCUAUCAUUGAUGCUUUCACUGAGAUUGGUUCCAUGGCCGACGGUACACGUUUUCAUCACCUGGACGACUCCGUUAAGCACUUUAGCUAAACGACAGGGGCUCACAGUGAGCGGUUAUAUCUGAUUCAAGCCACCAUCGCCGACCAACAGCAGGCCUUCGCAGAUCUAGCUCUGCGUUUGGCGGCCAUGGAUGGACGCCUCGAGCAGGCCCUGCUCCGAAACCAAGCUCCUCCGAAUGUUAAGUUUGUCCACACCUGUCUCCUCUGGGUCGUCUCUCCCAGCUCCGACCAACUUAAUCCAGGCGCGAACCGUUCGACUUGACUUUCCACGCUUCGACGGAGUUGAUCGAAGCGGAUGGAUCUUCAAAGGUUAAAGGUUCAACUUCCGAUGACCAAAGCCUAUUGGUGGCGUCCUUCCACAUGGACGGUCCCGCGCUCCAAUGGUUCCAGUGGAUGUAUCAGUCAGCCCAGUUGUCCACAUGGGGGGUCUUCACUAGAGCUCUAGAACUACGCUUCGGGCCCUCGGAGUUCGAUGAUCCACAAGCAACACUCGUGAAGCUCAUGCAGACCACCACUGUAGCUGAAUACUAGUCACGCUUUGAGAUGUUCGCAAAUCGGAUCGACUGGAUUCCUCUCUCCUUCCUUGUUAGUUGCUUCGUCUCAGGGUUGAGGGGUGAUUUACGAAACGAGGUGAUGGCAUUUCGGCCUACCACCAUGGCACAUGCGGCUGGACUAGCUCGCUUACAGGAACCAAAGUUCCUCGAAGCUCGACGUUCCUUGCCUCGGCCAUAGGUUUCUCGCCCGGCGCUGCUUCCCGCGCCUCAGUCUUCUUCGGCUGUGCAAGCACUGGCACCACCUCCUGGUCGUAUUCCCAUUAAACGUCUCACGCCAAUUGAAAUGCAACAAAGGCGAGAGAAAGGGCUCUAUUAUAAUUGCGACGACAUGUACGCUCCAGUGCAAACAGAACCGCCUGACGGUUCGAUCGCCGACGACGCAGAACAGAACCCCUCCCCAGAGAUGAUGGCUACGUGUGAAAUAUCAUACCACUCCUUAGUGGGAACUCAAUCGCCGACCACCUUGCGCUUCACAGGUUACGUUGAUGGCAAGGCAAUUCAGAUUCUGGUUGACGGUGGAAGAGCACACAACUUCGUUCAAAGCCGUGUUGCGCAGCACUUAGGCUUGGCAGUCGAAACCUCACCUAACGUUAUUGUCAUGGUGGGCAGCGGCAAUCGAUUGACCUGCGAAGGAUUGGUGCCACAGUUGCAGCUUGGACCGGUAUUGUUCGAUUACAGUAAAUUGACGUUGGAGUUUGAGGAGAAAGGACAGCGUAUCACGUUGGUGGGCAACUCUUCUCAGGUUCUGACUGAGUUACAAUACCAUAAUGUCCGACGAGUUCUCGAGACAGGGGUCGUUGCCGCUCUGUUUCAGCUAGAGUUGCAGUCAGUAGAACAGGAUCAGAUGGGUGGCGAUAAUACGGAGAUCCAAUCACUACUGCAGACAUAUGAGCCGGUAUUCGAGGGAAAAUAAUCCUUUGUUUUUCUCAUCCCUGUUUUUCCUUGUUUUGCUACAUCUAGAACGCGACACACGAUACUUGGACAACUUUAAAACCAACGCACCAGAUGUAAUAAUCCUCACCCAAUCUUAACCGUUGGUCUCCUUGUUGUCCACGUGUCGCGUUAUGAAGAUAGCAAAAUAAGGAAAAACAGAGGAUGAGAAAAAACAGAGGAUUUUGAUCCUUAUUCGAGACAAAUCCAGGGCGGAAAAUAAUCCUCAACAGAGGAUUUUGAUCCCAUCCGGGGCUGCCAGUUAAUGUGCGACCUUACCGUUAUCCUCAUUUCCAGGAAAAAAGAAAUAGAGUGUUUGGUUGCAGAGAUGUUGGCGGCAGAAAUCAUCUGGCCAAGCACCAGUUCCUUCUCAUCACCCGUCCUCCUCGUAAAAAAAAACAGAAGACACAUGGUGUUUCUGUGUCACUACCGAUCUCUUAAUGCCGUCACCAUAAGAGACCGCUUCCCCAUUCCUACGGUGGAUGAGCUGCUCGACGAGCUGCACGGGUCCAAUUACUUCUCUAAAUUGGACCUUCGUUCGGGGUACCAUCAGAUACGGGUGCGAGCCAAGGAUGUUCAUAAAACAGCAUUCCACACCCAUGACAGUCAUUACGAGUUUCUUGUGAUGCCCUUCCGCCUCACUAAUGCUCCUUUCACGUUUUAGGCCACGAUGAACUCGAUUUUCCGUCUAUACCUCUGACAAUUUGUGCUCUUGUUUUUCGAUGACUUAUUAG